AUGACGCGGCUUCGGCGGUUCAGGCUGCGCUCACGGCCCGCCAAGAAACCCCAGGGCGCUCGGCUUCCCGGACUCCGCUUCUCUCACAAGACUUUCAGGAUUAAGCGAUUCCUGGCCAAGAAACAAAAGCAAAAUCGUCCCAUUCCACAGUGGAUUCGGAUGAAAACUGGAAAUAAAAUCAGGUACAACUCCAAAAGGAGACAUUGGAGAAGAACCAAGCUGGGUCUGUAAGGAAUUGCACAUGAGAUGGCACACAUAUUUAUGCUGUCUGAAGGUCACGAUUAUGUUACCAUAUCAAGCU
Molecule: messenger RNA, 301 nt
Organism: Nomascus leucogenys (northern white-cheeked gibbon)
Lineage: Eukaryota; Metazoa; Chordata; Mammalia; Primates; Hylobatidae
Product: large ribosomal subunit protein eL39-like
Biological process (GO): translation
Cellular component (GO): cytosolic large ribosomal subunit; ribosome
Molecular function (GO): structural constituent of ribosome
Source: RefSeq, a predicted model, not a curated record